AGCCUAAAUAAUGUGAUUGCAGUAGACUUUGAUUACAAAGAAGAGUUCAUCUAUUGGAUUGAUUCCAGCAGACCAAAUGGUAGUAGAAUAAACAGAAUGAAUCUGAAUGGGAAUGAUGUCAAGGUAGUUCAUAACACAGCUGUUCCUAAUGCACUAGCAGUUGACUGGGUUGGAAAGAAUCUCUAUUGGGCUGACACAGAAAAAAGGAUGAUUGAAGUAUCCAAACUCAACGGCUUGUAUCCCACUGUUCUUGUGAGCAAAAGGGUGAAGUUCCCUAGAGAUCUCUCUUUAGAUCCUCAAGUUGGGUAUUUAUAUUGGAUUGAUUGCUGUGAGUAUCCUCAUAUUGGUCGAGUUGGCAUGGAUGGCUCUAAUCAGACAGUUGUGAUAGAAACACAGAUAUCUAGACCUAUGGCUCUUACAAUAGACUAUGUUAACAGAAGACUAUACUGGGCUGAUGAAAACCAUAUAGAAUUUGCUAAUAUGGAUGGCACCCGCAGAAAUAAAGUCCCUAAUCAGCAUGUUCUAGGGGUGAUUGCUCUAACAUUAUUUGAAGACUAUAUAUACUGGACAGAUGGAAAAACCAAGACGGUCAACCGUGCCCAUAAAAUCUCUGGAGCAGAUAAAGUAGCCCUGAUUAACUCAUGGCAUGCCAUAACUGAUAUCCAAGUGUACCAUGCAUAUAGACAACCUAAUGUGGCUAAACAUACAUGUACAUUAAAUAAUGGUGGCUGUAGUCAUCUGUGCCUUCUGGCUCCGAACAAAACUCACACUUGCGCCUGUCCUACCAACUUUUACCUCGCAGCAGAUAAUAAGACCUGCUUAUCAAAUUGCACAGCCAGUCAAUUCCGCUGCAAGACUGACAAAUGUAUUCCAUUUUGGUGGAAAUGUGACACUGUGGAUGAUUGUGGAGAUGGAUCAGAUGAACCUGAAGAGUGCCCUGAAUUUAAAUGUCAACCAGGGCGUUUUCAGUGUGGAACUGGUCUCUGUGUUUUACCAGCUUUUAUAUGUGAUGGAGAAAAUGAUUGUGGAGAUAGCUCAGAUGAACUUAAUUGUGAUACACAUGUUUGCCUAUCAGGUCAAUUUAAGUGUACCAAGAAUCAGAAAUGUAUCCCAAUAAAUCUCAGAUGUAACGGGCAAGAUAACUGUGGUGACGAAGAAGAUGAAAGAGAUUGUCCGGAAAACAGCUGUUCUCCUGACCAUUUUCAGUGUAAAACCACAAAACACUGUAUUUCUAAACUGUGGGUAUGUGAUGAGGAUCCAGACUGUGCUGAUGGGUCUGAUGAAGCAAAUUGUGAUAAAAAGACCUGUGGGCCUCAUGAAUACCAAUGCAAGACUAGCAACUGCAUUCCAGAUCAUUGGCGAUGUGACAGUCAGAAUGAUUGUGGUGACAAUUCUGAUGAAGAAAACUGCAAACCACAAACAUGUACUCAGAAGGAUUUUCACUGCUCAAAUGGAGACUGCAUGUCUGCAAGAUUCUGGUGUGAUGGUGAUUAUGACUGUGUAGAUGGUUCAGAUGAGAGGUAUUGUGACUCUGGCUGCUUAAAAGACCAGUUUCAGUGUUCCAAUGGUCAGUGCAUAGCAGCAAAAUGGAAAUGUGAUGGAUAUGAUGACUGCAUCCUGGGAGAAGAUGAGAAGAAUUGUGAAUCAGCAUCUCCAACCUGCUCUUCAAGUGAAUAUGUCUGUGCCAAUGGAGGCUGUAUCUCAGCAUCUUUUAGAUGCAAUGGAGAAUAUGAUUGUCCUGAUGGUUCUGAUGAGAUGCAUUGUGUAGCAGAAUGUAAAGAAGACCAAUUUCAGUGUAAAAAUAAAGCACACUGUAUACCUGUCAGAUGGCUUUGUGAUGGAAUUCAAGACUGUGUGGAUAGGAGCGAUGAACUAAAUUGUGACAGAGGGGGGAGCAUAUGUAGAGCAGAUGAAUUCCUUUGCAACAAUUCACUCUGUAAACUCUAUUUUUGGGUUUGUGAUGGAGAAGAUGAUUGUGGAGAUAACUCAGAUGAAUUCCCUGAAAUAUGUGUAAACUUUCCAUGCCCUCCAACCAGGCCAUACCGAUGCAGAAAUAAUCAUGUUUGUUUGAGACAUGAGCAGAUUUGUAAUGGAAUUGAUGACUGUGGUGACGAUUCAGAUGAAGAUCACUGUGGAAACAAGAGUACAUAUAAAGCAAGGCCUUGUAAAAAGGAUGAGUUCACUUGUAGUAAUAAGAAGUGUAUACCUAUGGCACUAGAAUGUGAUCAAUUUGAUGAUUGUGGAGACGGUUCAGAUGAACAAGGCUGUAAAACAAGUUUGAAUGAAUACAAUUGUGAAAAUAAUGUGAAUCCUUGUGGUGAUGAUGCAUACUGUAAUAAAACCAAAACAUCAAUUUUCUGCCAAUGUAAGCCUGGAUUUCAAAGGAACAGGAGAAACUGGCAAUGUGAAGAUAUCAAUGAAUGUCUAAUAUUUGGCAUCUGCUCCCAACUCUGUAUCAAUGUAAAAGGGUCGUAUAAAUGUACUUGUGAAAAAAACUAUAAAGAAAGAAACAGUAGUUGCAUUGCAAAAGGCUCUGAAGAUCAAGUUCUCUACAUUGCUAAUGACACUGAUAUCCUGGGUUUUGUAUAUCCAUUCAACUACAGUGAUGUUCAUCAACAGAUUACACACAUUGAACAUAACUCAAGAAUAACUGGAAUGGAUCUGUAUUAUCAAGGGGAAAUUAUUAUUUGGAGUACUCAAUUUAAUCCAGGAGGCAUUUUCUAUAAAAAGGUCAAUGGGGGAGAAAGAAGACAAAGCAGUAGCGGUGUAAUAUGUCCUGAAUUCAAACGCCCUAGAGACAUUGCAGUUGACUGGAUAGCUGGAAACAUUUAUUGGACGGAUCAUUCCAGAAUGCAUUGGUUUAGUUAUUAUACAACUCACUGGACAAGUUUAAGAUACUCAAUCAAUGUGGGACAGAUAAAUGGACCAAACUGCACAAGACUUCUUACAAAUAUGGCAGGCGAACCAUAUGCAAUUGCUGUAAAUCCUCUGAAAGGCAUGAUGUAUUGGACUGUAAUUGGAGAUCGUUCUCAUAUAGAAGAAGCAGCAAUGGAUGGUACUUUGAGGAGGAUAAUAGUACAAAAAAAUUUACAAAGACCAACAGGUCUUGUGGUUGAUAACUUCAGUCAACGCUUGUUCUGGGCUGAUUUUGAAUUAUCAGUAAUUGGCAGUGUUCUUUUUGAUGGCUCUGAUUUGGUUAUAUGUGUUAGCAGCAAACAAGGUUUACUCCAUCCUCAUAGAAUUGAUAUUUUUGAGAACUAUAUAUAUGGAGCUGGACCUAAAAAUGGUGCAUUUAGAGUGCAAAAAUUUGGCCAUGGUACUGUAGAAUAUUUGAAUGUGGAGACUGAUAAAACAAAAAGUGCCUUGAUUUCACAUCGCUACAAGCAAACACACUCACUCAAUCCUUGUCUACAGUUUACCUGUGAGUUCCUGUGUUUACUCAAUCCUUCAGGUGCAGCUUGCAUAUGCCCAGAAGGAAAGUCAAUGUUUAAUGGAACAUGCAGUGAUUUGAACAUGUUAGAUGAUACAUGUAAGCUGGCUUGUGAAAAUGGAGGGAGAUGUAUUAUAAAUGAAAAAGGUGACCCAAGAUGUUAUUGUUGGCCAAAUUAUUCAGGGGACAGAUGUGAAAUUAACCAUUGUAACAAUUAUUGUCAGAAUGGAGGAACAUGCAUAGCUUCAGUUCUUGGAAGACCUGCAUGCAGUUGUACACUGGGGUUUACAGGUCCAAACUGCAAUAAAACAGUCUGUGAUCAUUUUUGUCAGAAUGGAGGAACCUGUACUGUGACUGCUGGAAAUCAGCCCCACUGUCAAUGUCAGCCUGAACAUACAGGAGACAGAUGUCAGGAUUAUAUAUGCCACCAUUAUUGUGUUAAUUCUGAAUCCUGCAUCAUUGCUGAUGAUGGCAGUGUGGAAUGUUUCUGUCCUCUACAAUAUGAAGGUUCAAAAUGUGAAGUAGACAAAUGUGUAAAAUGUCAUGGAGGUCAAUGCAUCAUAGACAAGAAAAAUGAUGACAUAAUGUGCAACUGCACAAAUGGAAAAAUUGCAUCCAGCUGCCAAUUAUGUGAUGGCUAUUGCUACAAUGGUGCUACCUGCCAGUUGGAUAUAGAGACAAAUAUACCUGUCUGUCUAUGCCCUACAAACUGGUCAGGUACACAGUGUGAAAGGCCAGCUCCUAAAAGCAGCAAAUCUGAUAAUAUCAGUACAAGAAGUAUUGCAAUCAUUGUUCCUCUUGUCCUCUUGGUGACCUUGAUUACUACUUUGGUAAUAGGUUUGCUCCUCUGUAAAAGAAAACGAAGGACAAAAACAAUCCGACGACAGCCAAUAAUAAAUGGAGGACUCAAUGUAGAAAUUGGAAACCCAUCAUACAAUAUGUAUGAAGUGGGGCAUAAUCACAGUGAAAGGAGUCUUCCAGAGUUCACAUUAAAUCCAGAAAAGGGCAGAUACAUAGGGGGAGGUCCUACAGUCUUCAAGCUUCCCCACACGGCACCACCCAUCUACUUAAACUCUGAUCUGAAAGGACCUCUAACAGCAGGGCCAACAAACUAUUCCAAUCCAGUGUAUGCAAAGUUAUACAUGGAUGGGCAGAAUUGCCGAAACUCCUUAGCAAGCAUGGAUGAAAGGAAAGAACUUCUUCCAAAGAAAAUAGAUAUUGGCAUAAGGGAGACUGUGGCAUAA
This is a messenger RNA of Python bivittatus (Burmese python), 4674 nucleotides long. NCBI's taxonomy places the organism in Eukaryota, Metazoa, Chordata, Lepidosauria, Squamata, Pythonidae. The record is from RefSeq and is a predicted model, not a curated record.